CCCGUCUUUUUCCUCCUCUCUCUCUCUCUCUCUCUCUCUCUCUCUCCUUUUCCUUCACAUCAUUCGAGAAGCAGCUACAGAGCCUGGCCGUAGUAACAGUUGCUGUUUGUUGUGGAGAUGGAGAUCAGGGGUGGAAGAGGAAGGAGGCUCAGCAGCAGGGAGGCGAGCCCAGAGCGAGCCAGACUGGGGUGCUCGCAGCAACAGAGGUUCAUCAGGUGUUUGAGGAAAGUUCAGGUCAUAUACUAUCUCAGCAGGAAUGGGCAGCUGGAGCAACCCCACUUCAUCGAGCUCCCUCACCUCCCAAACCACCAGCUCCGCCUCCGAGAUGUGAUGGAGAGACUGACUCUUCUCCGAGGCAAAGGCAUGCCUUGCCUCUUUUCCUGGUCUUGCAAGAGGAGCUACAAGAAUGGGUACGUGUGGAAUGACUUGGCCGAGAACGACAUCAUCAUUCCGGCGGACGGCGUGGAGUACGUUCUGAAAGGCUCUGAGAUCAUCCCGGGCGCUUAUGCGCGUUUCCAACACGUCACUGCGAGCACCAGGCAGCCAAAACGACUUCCUGCGCCCCACAGACUCCUUUUGGAACCAGAAGACGACGACGAAGAAGAGGCAGCGGAAGAAGAGGUUACAGAGGAGGAGGAAGAGCUGAGAGGCGGUAAGGGCACGGGGGGUGACAAGCAUCCGAACGGCGCAGGUUACUCUCGGCUUUCCCGGGGCGUUUCGACGGACGAGAUCGAGCGAGUCGCGGCUCCGGCUAACCACCACGGGCUCACCGAGCUGCCCACCGACGACUCCUCUCCGCCUUCCUCCACCACGUCGGACAAGCCCCCCACCCACGCCCCCGGCCUCGGCGCCUCCCGGAGGUUCGAGGAGGUCGACCAGACGCCGGAACCGGGCCUGACUCGGAACUCGGUCCUGCUCCAACUCAUCGCCUGCGGGUCCGCGGCCCUGAAGGGAAGAAGCAACCCCAGCGGCGGGAUGAUCAAGGCCGCCGCCACCUCCGCCUCACCAGUUGAGGAGCGGAGACGCAACGGGCGACACCGUGGAGUGGUGAGUCGACUCGCGAGCCGGGCGGGCGAGGAGGACGAGCUGCGUCGCGACUCGGAUAACCCCCGCUUCUGUCACCCCCUGAUAGAGGACAAGGAGUACUUCAGCGGCAGCAUCGUCGAGGGUAGCAGGGGGCCGUCCGAGCCCUCUCUCAAGAAAUCCUCCUCCUACAACGAAGAAAGGAGCUCAAAGCUUGGGAUUGGUGAAGGGAAGCUGGAGAUGGGGGAGGACAGAGGAGGGGAUGUGAAAGGUAAGUGUAUCCCUGGCAGAAGGAAGUCAUCGGUCAAGCAGCAGCAGCAGGUCCAAGAGUCCAAGAAGGGAUGACGAUGAGUUAAUCUAUCGCCGUCUGUGUGUGUGCAGUGAUACUGUACUUUACUGUGCAACUUUGGACCACUGCCAUUGCUAGGAUCGGAAGCAUCCCAAAGGAUAUCUUUCUCUGGAAUCUAUGCUGGAUGCUGUUCUCCAGCAGUGUUUCUCUUAGCUAGGUCUUAGGUUUGAUGUCUGAAUCUGCCAUUAUUGCAUCCUUUCAGAAGAAUUACUGCUCAGUUCAUGCUCUCGACAGUACCCAAGAACAGUGAAUCAUUAUUGCCUAUGCAUGGGCUUAAUAGAUGGAUCCCUGCUCCUUUUGGGCAUUCAAUGGCUUUGUAUUCAUUGUUCCUCUUAAAAAGGGAGACAUCACCUUGUGUUCA
Messenger RNA from Musa acuminata AAA Group (dessert banana), 1733 nucleotides. RefSeq names its product protein SOSEKI 2. Bases 118 to 1368 code for a protein of 416 amino acids. The transcript is spliced from 5 exons. Lineage: Eukaryota; Viridiplantae; Streptophyta; Magnoliopsida; Zingiberales; Musaceae. The record is from RefSeq and is a predicted model, not a curated record.